This is a messenger RNA of Bipolaris maydis ATCC 48331, 246 nucleotides long. The record is from RefSeq and is a predicted model, not a curated record. NCBI's taxonomy places the organism in Eukaryota, Fungi, Ascomycota, Dothideomycetes, Pleosporales, Pleosporaceae.
AUGUCUGGAUGCCUUGUCUUUCCUCUCCUGGAUUUUCUACUUUGCUGCAUAGCUGUGCUGUGUACUGGGAUGUUUUGCACCGUCGCCGUAAGGAUGGGAGGGGCAUGUGUUCUACAUAAUGAGGAGGACUGGAAAAGGGACUUGGAAAAGGGAUACCACGAAGGAGACAUGGGCCAAGCCGGGAAGCUUUUAUUAUAUGGAGUAAUCAGAAUAAGGAUUUUUAUUAAUUGCAAACUCUUUUUUUGA